Messenger RNA from Caenorhabditis remanei, 885 nucleotides. RefSeq lists its product as uncharacterized. Bases 1 to 885 code for a protein of 294 amino acids. The transcript has 3 exons. The record is from RefSeq and is a predicted model, not a curated record. NCBI's taxonomy places the organism in Eukaryota, Metazoa, Nematoda, Chromadorea, Rhabditida, Rhabditidae.
AUGAAGACUACCGUACUUCUGAUGCUCCUCCCACUUCUUGCAACUGCUGAAAUGAGAUGGUCUCUACGUAUCGAAGGAAAUCUUGCCUACGAUGGAUCGGAAAAGAUUGCCCAACAAUUCCUGGACAGUUUCCAUCGAGCUGUUCGUUCCGGGGUCCGGGAGGUGAUUGCAGCUCAAUUUGUGGAUCAGAUUUUUUUCAUGUCCUGUGAGAAAGUUGGAAAUGGUGAAUCUAUAGGGGAUUACAAGCACUAUAAUAGAUCUACCCUCGUCGAUUACUUGGUCAACUAUGGUUCCAACGUCACCAUGGAACUUGUCAACUGUGCUCAAGGCAGUAAAUUUGAUCACAAAGCUCUUCCAACCAUCUCCGCGUCUAUGAUUGUCAGAGGAAUCGGAGAGCCAUUCCUUGUACCCGCAAUGCUUCUCAUUGUCGAUGGAAAACCAUUGUAUUGGGGUUCAGAGGUAUCGUAUUGUAAAUUCGGAAGACCUUCUGAAACAGUGGGGGACGGAUCGAUGAGCGUGGUUUAUGACUUCUUGGAGUCUUUCGGGAAUGCUAUGAAGAAUCGACAAAAAACGGAAAAUUUCGGCAGAGCAAAGAUUGCUGAGCACUUUUCAGAGAAGUGGGUCAUAAAUAAUUGCACGUCGAACUUUUACAAAGAGGACACUGUCUUUGCACUCUCCACAUUAAUUCCAACGAACUAUAUUAGAUUCAUAUUGAGUCUCUAUGAAAGUCAAUAUGUGAAUUCGGAAAAAAGGAGCAUUGCAUUCAAAGCACAAUUUGUGAACUUGCCUCCGUUCGAUAGAAAGCCGUGGAUUUAUACAAUUGAAAAAGAUAUGAAGGAUGGGAAGUUCAAGUUGGCUCGAACUAAUUAUUAUUGCUCGAACUAA